UUCAUAAUUGCAAGAUCAAAAGCAAAUAGUAAGUAACAAAUUAACUGUGAAAUAGAGCCAUGGUGUAAUACUGAAGCAAAAUAGGCAGCUUUUUUACAUUAACUGAUGAACAGCCACCUGGUCAUUUACAUUCCUAUCUAGCCAAAUUUGCACUGAGAUGUGACCAGUAGCUUCUCUGUCUUAUGAAUUCAUUUUGACUGUUUGACCGGCUUUGCUGCACAUUUUGCUAGCACCAUGAUGAAACUCUAUGGAUUUUGUGCUGUUAUUGUUCUGCUGUCUUUGGCUAAGGGGUGGAGUGCUGAUUGGAAACCUGAGAGAACACACCCAAGCUUCAUCCCCCGAGACAGGGAAGAUGGCCAUAUUUCCAGCCACCGGACUAUCAUUAUAAUGGAGGAAGACCCUGCUGUGAUUGAAUCAGCUACUUAUCUGUUUGAGAGGAAUCCAUAUUCCUCCACUUUGAUGAAGUACCACAAGGGGGCACUGCAUAUGCUAAGAGGUGGUCAUUUGAUUAAAAUCAGAAGUUAUGAUAUCGUACUUGUUGGCCAUGGUAGAGAGGCUUCCACAGGAGAAUUAUCUGGUUAUGGUGCAGAGGAAGUUGCCAGAUUGGUAUCCAGCCUGAAGACAAACACCCUCAUUGAUCCCAUUGACACCAUCAGCCUAAUCAGCUGUAACCUUGGAAAUAACCAUAACUUUGCCCUGAAGCUGCUCCAAGGUCUCCGAUCUCUGAAUGUGACAGCAAAGCUACACCUACACAAGACACUCAUAUCAGUCUCCUCUGAUGGGAGGAUAAUGAGCGGACGAGGGGGUGUCUGGAGGUCCCAUGACUACAGCAGUAGAGUCAUUGCUGAACUCAGCCCAACAAGAGACCUGUUGACAAGGCAAACAUUUGGCUGUGCAGGUUCAGUAUUUCCAAAUUAUAAAGGAAAUAUUCUGUUCUAUUUUAAAAGUCUAGAGUGGCCAAGAUAUCCUCAAAUGUUCGUCCCAAUGGAGCUGCGCAAAAAGUACCCUUUUAUUAACUGUUUGGAAGGGCUCACUUGGAGUUUGUUCUUUGAGGAAAAUGAAAAAAGACGCGCUCCAGAUUAUAUCCCCAACGACCACCUGAAAGCUGUUUGGCUUGAAGUGACAGAAGAGAACAGCAUUGUCCUUAAACAUAUCUCCAACAUACAGGACCUUCUUGUGGAGAUCCGCUACAGUGCUAGAGAGGAAAUGGCUUCAGAACAGUAUUAUGUUCUAAAUGACUGCAUUUAUAAAAUACAUGGGAAAAACUUGAGCUCAAGUCUGGUAGGAAAGUUCAUGAGGACUGACAAUGAAGCUGAAAUUGAACUAUUUCGUCAGACUUUUGGUGACCAGCAGGGGGAAUCUUCCCUGCUGGAGCUGCAGCAAGGCCUUAAAGCAUCCAAAUUUACUGACUUCUGCCGCCAGACUUUUCAGUUCCAGCAGUGUACCUACAACUGUGAAAGGUGGGGACGUUACUUCAUGGCAGCAGUUUUCUCAGCAUCAGUACGCAAUUUCCGAACCUUCUCACUUUUUCUGAUGAGUGUUAUCGGCUGUGAAGUGGGUCACACUCGAGGGACUGACAGUGCCCUGUGCACAGCGUUUGUCGGCAAUGACCACCCCAUGAUUACUGAUCAGCCCUGGCCUGACCAUCUGAAGCGAGGAUUCUAUGGUUGCACUGUUGACAACUAUGAAAUGGCACCACAGAACAGACGGAUCUGGCUGGAUCAAGUUGUUGCAAAGGAAAAUUCGCUGUACAUUAAAUCAAAGCAAAUGAUGGAUGCUAUGAAUCACAAUGACCAUACUGAGCUGGAGAUCUUUGGCAAGAUUAAAGUCAUGAACAAGUAUGUGUUUUCAUCUUAUCUGGAAUACUUUCGUGGUACACCUGAAGGCAAGAAACUCAAGAGAGGAUGCACUCCCUCGUUCUGAGAAUUAAAAUACACAAUUUUAUUAUGUUAGAUUCAAUGUGAAUGAUAACCCACCUAGUGCUAAGAUGUCUCCCACGCUCUGCAUUAAACAAACACUUUUGUCAUUAAACUUCUGUUAUAUCUUCCUAAUUUGUAGGAGAUUAGUUGUUAGCAUAAAUAUGACAUGUUUGUCACAGGCUUUGGAAUUCUUUUACUGCGGUCUUUAAAGAAUAAACACUGGGAAUUAAGUUUUGUUUUGAUCAUUUAUUGGGUGUAGGUACUUUUGUAUUAUUAAAAUGAAUUCUCCUGGUUUCAUAAAGACAUGAGUGCAUUAAAAACAUAAAAACCAACAGGAACCACAUAAAAGGAAAAGCAUGACGGGAUGUUCACGAGGAACCAGCAAGGAGUGAAAGUAGGAGAGGUGUGUAAAUACUAGAUGGAACAAUAGACCUGAGAUGAUUACCUAACUGGUCGCAGGUGUGAUGAGAGAGAGCAGAAGGCAAACUGAGGAGAGAGAGAGAGAAAGAAAGAAAGGAGUGAGGGACAGCACACAAAUGGGAACUAAAAAAUGAAUCUAACUGUAAUAAUGAGCAACUAAGCAGAAGGAAUAACAUAAACUAGAAAAGGACAGAAGUAAAACAGAAAGUCUGAUCUAAUCAUUAGUGAUGGGUAAAUGAGGCGUCAUGAAGUGUUUCCACCCAUAGCAAAACUGUAUUGAUACUGUGUAGAUACUGUGUCACUGAAUACUGACACCUGCUGGACAUUAAAAAUCCCUACAGGCAACAUAGCUGAGAGACUAAUUUGAUGACCUAGUCUACACAAUAGUAUUUAAGUCAUUGUAUUUUAUUGUAUGUUAUGUAUUGUAUUAUGUUAUAUCUUCAGUUAAACUCAAAAUAUACUUGACAUUCUUAGAUACAGUCAAUAAAUAAUGUGAACAUGUACCAUAAAGUGAAAAUUUAAGUGAACAUGUUUGGAAUGAGGAUGCUUGUGGACUGGGGGUUUUUUUCUCACAAAUUUUCAUUUAAAAAAAUAAGUUUUCCAACAUUUUGAAAUUUAGUCUGUUACGCUUUUUUGACACAACUUCUCCUGCUGUAGAAAAAAUUAAGUAAACAAUACAUUUAUAUGAAAUAAUUUAUAAAAAGCAACUGAGUAAUUUGUAGAAUGGCUGUAUACCUGAGUUUAUGCUAGGUGUAUCUGGGACGUCAUUCUGAUGCCUGGCCCUAUAAUGCCUCAGCAUUGAGGAUGCGGAUUUAUUUAAAUAAGACAGAUCAAGAUCAAGAAUUCUUUUGGGAAAUGCAUCCCGUUGACAGAUUCGCUUUCUUAUAAAGACAGUUUGGCGCAUCAGUGUCAUUUCAAAACAGUUCCUGUAUCGGUCACGUGACUUGCUGAAAGCAAUACGAGCACCGACACGGGGUUUGUCUCUGGGCUUGACGCAUGCGCCGACACAUCGGCGUUGCCGGACCCAUCACUACUAAUCACAAUAAGAACGGAUCUAAAAAAAAAAUCAGAACUAAAAACCCAGAAAACCCAAAACAAGCCAGGAUCCUGACACUCGGUGCACUUUGGUUGCACCCAGUAACUGUAGUAGGCCAGACACUCACUUUCUCUGCUGGGGAUAAAACUCCUCGUUGUAGUUCAGUAGAAAGCUUUAGAAAUAGCUUCAUAAUGACUUAUAGAUUGAUACAUAGAAAUUACUUUGUUUUUUUGUCUUGCAGCUGUCUUUAAAUUUCUUGAGACUGUGGAAUGAGGAGCUGAUUUCUCAGGAACCACAAAUAUGGAAAUUUGAUAGCUGGGCCCACUACCAGCUACUCUGCUGGAGGAAGCAGAACUGAAGUCACAUAUUCAUGAGACAGAGAAACUCUGGUGGGGAAUGGUAGUGCAGGGUCAAAGGUCAGCCCUGUGGCCCAGUAAAGUGUCCAGGGUGGAACAGCAAGCAGAGGCUGAAGAAAGCCGACUAAAGGCAGGAGAAACUAACUACUGGUGAGUUACAGAAUGCGAAGAGGAACCUCUGACUAACGUAUUAGAUACAUUAUUCUGCUUGUUCACAUUGCUUGUCAGAUAAGUUUCUCUAUUAAAAUUUGGUGAAAUUCUAGCACAUGAAGAAAAUUUCAGCUGGUAACAGGCAAACGAAAACAUUGAAGUAGUAAUAUUAAAAAUAUCUGGUACAAUUUUUGCUCUUAUUUUGUAACACAUUGCUCAUGAUAUGGAAUUGAAACUGCUAUGGUGGAAUGCCCCUGGCACCCAUUCAGCAGGAUGGGGUGUGGCCACAGAGAGGACAUUUGCUAGUUUCAUUGUUCUACCACAAGAAUUUUAACCCCACCUUGGUUUUUUCAAAACCCAGAUUUCAGACUCUAACAUCAGUCUGGUUAACUCACUCUGCAACCUACUGAACAUAUGUCAUAUAUAUUGAUUGCAGAACCCUGGUAUUUGUACAAAAAGUUUUAUAACUAUUAGAAAUGCCUGUUCAUUCUAAAUCUAAUGAAGUAUAGAGUGUGAAUUUACUGGUCGGGCAGCAGAGAAUUCCCAAAAAAUAGAUUUUAUACAGGUGAAUGAAAAGUCAAUUCACAAGAAGUCGAACUAAAGUGUUUUUAUUUUUAAACAAAGAAGGGUUUCAAUUUGUGUGGUUAGAUAUGUUAACAUUUAUGAUAAAACAAUGUAACAUUACACAUAUAAUUUUCAGAUUUUUUAUUGUUAUGCUAUGUUAACUUAAAAAAAAUGACAUCGUUGUGUCAUCUGUCAAUGUUAAUCUUGAUCAUGAUGGGCCAGCUGGGAGAUGCACAUGUUUUUUCUUCAGAUUGUUCACCUCCAGCAGAUGAACAGCAUAAAAAUCUGGGAUUAAUAAAAUAUUGUUUAAUUAAGUAUACUUUCCAGUUGUAUUUUAUCUAAAAAAAUGUGAUUUCAUGACAGUGACAGGGAAUGAUAAUUACAACAUGAUUACAUGAUUUUA
Xiphophorus couchianus (Monterrey platyfish) is the source of this 4848-nucleotide messenger RNA. RefSeq lists its product as uncharacterized. The transcript is spliced from 3 exons. The record is from RefSeq and is a predicted model, not a curated record. Bases 235 to 1923 code for a protein of 562 amino acids. Lineage: Eukaryota; Metazoa; Chordata; Actinopteri; Cyprinodontiformes; Poeciliidae.